AUGCCACUCUAUGAACAACUACAUGCAUAUGUUCGAGGACGCCUUUGCUCGAAGUAUCAAAAUCGUUUUGAUUGUGAUGGACCUAUUCCAACUCAUAUUCUCGGAAAUAUGUGGGCUCAAACAUGGCAUGAUCGUCUGGAUGAUGUUAUUCCUUAUCCUGAUACUCCACUUGUUAAUAUAACCGAUGUAUUAAUUAAAAAACAAUUUUCAAUUCAUCAAAUGUUUACAACAGCUGAAUCAUUUUUUACAUCAAUUGGUCUUUAUCCAAUGA
Molecule: messenger RNA, 271 nt
Organism: Rotaria sp. Silwood1
Lineage: Eukaryota; Metazoa; Rotifera; Eurotatoria; Philodinida; Philodinidae
Source: the annotation of a GenBank genome assembly